CUUCAGUUUUGGUUUGACACGACACCGGCAGCUCUGUUUUCAUCUUUGGAUUGAAGGAGUUUUAUUUGGUAAAAUGUCUGAAGCUUUGUUGCAGUGGUGUGUGGACCAGCUACACCACAAGUUCGGGCUGGAGGCUUGUGAAGACAUCGUCCAAUACAUUCUGUCCAUUGAAAAAGCUGAAGAGAUCGAGGAGUAUGUUGGAGACCUCCUGCAGGGCACAGAUGGGAGAAAAAGGCACUUUAUAGAUGAGCUUGUGAGCAGAUGGAAGAAGACUCAAAAACAGGCCUCAGACACCCCAGGGCUUUAUGUUCUCAAGGAAUCCGUUACAUCAGCAGAUUCACCAGACAUGACCAAAGAUACCCAGAAGAAGUCGAAACGUAAGGGCCGAAACAAGCAGGAGGUGUUGACUGUGAGCCAAUCAGAGCCUGAGCCAGAAGCAGUUAAAACCCCCAUAGAUCUGAUGAGGGCUCAAGAGAGCAGUAGUUCUUCUUCAACAAAGAAGAAAACCAAGUUUGUCAAUCUGUACAACAAGGAGGGACAGGACAGGCUGGCUGUCUUACUCCCAGGCCGAAAUGCUUGUGAGUGCCUCGCCCAAAAGCACAAAUUGAUCAACAACUGCAUCAGCUGUGGUCGCAUUGUGUGCGAGCAAGAAGGCUCAGGGCCCUGCCUCUUCUGUGGAAGCUUGGUCUGCACAAAAGAGGAGCAAGAAAUCCUUCAACGGGACUCCAACAAAAGCCAGAAACUCAGAAAGAAGCUUAUGGGAGAUGCUGGAGAAAGAGAUUAUCUCCCACACCAAGAGGCCUUAAUGAAAGCUGGCUUGGAGAAAGCUGUUCAACACAAAGACAAACUGCUGGAAUACGACAGGAACAGUGUGAAGAGAACUCAGGUUCUGGAUGAUGAGGCGGACUACUUUGCCACUAAUUCCAAUCAGUGGUUGUCACCCGGUGAGCGAGAAAAGCUGAAGAAAAAGGAAGAAGAGCUGAGAGAGCUUCGCCAUGCAUCUCGUAAGGACAGGAAGAUCACACUGGACUUCGCGGGCAGACAAGUAAUCGAUGAAGGAAACAACCUUGAUGAAUACUACAACAAGUUGGAUGAGACCCUCAAAGCCAUGAACAAUGAGCCCAUGAUGAAGUCAUCAACGUACUCUGAAAGAAAAGGUGGAAAACAGACUCUUGGAGAGCUGGUCAACCCCAACAUCAUGCAGGCUGCACCAGAGUGGGUGGAUGUCGGAGGCCGUGAAAACAAGAGAAACUUGGAGCAGACGAAGAGCUUAGUGAAGGCCAAAGGAGCAGAAGAACGAUCCAAGCUGAGGCUUCAGGAUAAAGAGCUGCAGGAGAUGUCUGAUGGAGGCUGGUGCCUCAGCAUGCACCAACCAUGGGCCUCACUGCUGGUCAAAGGCAUCAAGAGGGUAGAAGGCAGAACUUGGUACACAUCUCAUCGAGGUCGUCUUUGGAUUGCUGCUGCAGCCAAGAAGCCCACUCCUCAGGAGAUCGCAGAGGUGGAAUCAAUGUACCGCCACAUCUACCCAAGAGAGCCCAGAUUUCCCAAAGAUUACCCCACUGGCUGCCUUUUGGGCUGUGUCAACAUCACUGACUGCCUGUCCCAGGAGCAGUUUAGCGAACAGUUUCCUGAUACCUGUGAGGAGUCUGCCUCCCCAUUCGUCUUCAUCUGCACCAACCCCCAAGAGCUGCUGGUGAAAUUCCCCAUGAAAGGCAGGCACAAGAUCUGGAAGCUGGAGAGUCACUACCACCAGGGUGCCAAGAAGGGGCUGGUCCCGUCAGCUGCAGAGUGAAGUCAGAGGGGGAAAAAAUGUGUCUAAUCCCAAAGGAAACAUGGAAAAUAUGUUGUCACAUUUUUCACUGGGUCAUUGCAACAUUUUGUUAGAGAUGGUAAUGUUGAGUUAUCUUUUUCAACUCUUCAGCUCUCAAAUUGGUCAUGUGGAAUAUUGGCAGUUUUGGGCUAUAAAAUAAUUUGUCAUUGAUUAUAUCCUAGUUCUCUACUUUAUGUUAAAAAAUAAACUGUUCUAAUGACAA
Molecule: messenger RNA, 2033 nt
Organism: Cheilinus undulatus (humphead wrasse)
Lineage: Eukaryota; Metazoa; Chordata; Actinopteri; Labriformes; Labridae
Gene: trip4
Product: thyroid hormone receptor interactor 4
Exons: 13
Coding region: 74-1792 (572 amino acids)
Biological process (GO): regulation of DNA-templated transcription
Cellular component (GO): nucleus
Molecular function (GO): zinc ion binding
Source: RefSeq, a predicted model, not a curated record